Gasterosteus aculeatus aculeatus (three-spined stickleback) is the source of this 1386-nucleotide messenger RNA. It is a transcript of the gene ino80e, whose product is annotated as INO80 complex subunit E. Lineage: Eukaryota; Metazoa; Chordata; Actinopteri; Perciformes; Gasterosteidae. The record is from RefSeq and is a predicted model, not a curated record. Gene Ontology annotation, biological process: chromatin remodeling. Gene Ontology annotation, cellular component: Ino80 complex; nucleus.
AGGGUGUCGCUAGUGCGCCUGAAAACUUAAAAGCACAGAAGAAGAAGAAGACAACGAAGAAGACGCCACAGGAAGUAAACAAGAGCACGUCGAACAGACAGACUCAGUCGAGAGACAUGAACGGUCAAGUGGACGCUGAAGUUGACUACAAGCGGAAAUACAAAAAUCUCAAACGAAAAUUAAAAUUUCUUGUAUAUGAACAGGAAUGUUUUCAGGAGGAGCUGAGGAGAGCGCAGAGAAAACUCCUCAAGGUUUCUAGGGACAAAAGCUUCCUUCUGGACAGACUGCUGCAGUAUGAGAGGGUAGAUGAAGACUCCUCAGAUUCGGAAGCAACUGUUUCCUCGGACAAUAGUGAAGGAGAUGGCCCAAGGGAGAGGGAACGAGAGGGAGCAAAAAAGAGAAGAAGCAGUCCAGGCGCGUGUCUUCCGUCAUCAUCCUCCCCUCAUCUUUCCCUGCUUUCGCGUCAUGGUGUAAAUCCCCUGCAGUCAUCGGGAUCCGGACCCUACCUCAACACUAUGCCCUUCCCACCGGAGUAUUUGGCUCCCCCAGCUGAACGAAUGAAGAAAGAGAGAAAAACAAAGACGCCUAAAAACAAGAGAGACACAACGGGGAAGGUUGUUGCUCCAAUGGCAGCUAAUUACCCAUCAGCACCUGCGGUCCCUCCGGCAGCCAACAGCCCCUUCAGCUGGGUUCCCAGACAGAUGCUGAGUGGCGAUGCAGCUGAGGAGGAGGGAGAGAGCGAUGGAGACAGCGACAGGGGCGACGAAGAUAGAGGGGAGGGAGACGAGGCUGAACUGGUCAUUGACAUCCCUAAUGAGUGAGAGCUGGCGUGUGUUUUGGAUUUGUUUAAAAGCAGGGGAUGGAAGGUUUGUACAUCUGUGUGUUUGAGAACAAGAGACAGAAUGUGACUGAAUGUAUAUAUAUUUUUUGUGUAUUGAGUAGCCGCUGCCUGUUUUUAAAAAAGGAGGGCCAUGCUCCCCCCUGUGGACUUUUGUUUUAUUGCAACAUCACUGUUACAUCUCCCUGAUGAUUGUGUUUUUUCAAACAUAUGUUAAGAAUUGAGUUUGCGCUUUAAAAAACAUCCACCGCCUCUGGAAGGACAGGAUGCACUUUUUAAACCGUUUCAAGCCUGUUUGUUUUGCAUUGUCCAAACACCAUCUCAGACUUGGAAUUGCAUUAAACAGCAUUAUUCAUUCUGAUAUGGAUUUUUCACUUUGUCUUAGAUUGUUUGUAGUUUUGUCAAUUCAACAUGCACUGUUUUUUUUUAACAACUUGUCAAAAAUCAAAGGUACAUCCUAUUCAUUAUUGUUGUUUUGCAUCAAAGUGUGUGUGUGUCAGAGAAAAAUAGUAAUAUGACGUUAUAAUUUCAGCUCACUAAAAGUAUUU